UCUCCCCACCCCAAAGGCAGGAAUUUCUGGGAAGGGCAGAUGGUCCACCGCCUCUUCCUCCUCCUUCUCGAAGCGGAGUGAGUAGGGCGGGGAAAACCUCCACAACUUCUCUGUCUCCAGCCCAGAGCCCCGAGUGUCCGCACACUGUGGUGACAGGGACGACGGAGGGGCCUCCGGGAGGCUGGGGUGGCGAGGCCCGCCGAGGCGUGGAGCACCGAGGGGGCUGCGGUCCCGCCCAGCCCCGCGGCCCCGCGCUUGGGCUUUGGCGCUGGCCCCCCCGCGACCGUCUCCCGGCCGCGCGGCGAGCCUAAUGGUUAGCGAUGCUGUUGUUGCAGUCGCUGACCCUGCUGCUUCUGCUGGGGGCGCCACGGAGCUUGGCCGAGGGCGCGGUGACCGCGCUUACCCCCGAGUCGGUCCUCGAGUGGCAGGAUAAAGGAAUAUUCGUCAUCCAGAGUGAAAGCCUCAAGAAAUGCAUUCAAGCAGGCAAAUCUGUACUGACCCUAGAGAACUGCAAACCAGCAAACAAGCACAUGCUGUGGAAAUGGGUUUCAAACCACCGCCUCUUUAACAUAGGAGGCAGUGGCUGCCUAGGCCUGAAUUUAUCUAAUUCAGAACAGCCAUUGAGCAUAUAUGAGUGUGAUUCCACUCACGUUUCCUUGAGAUGGCGCUGUAACAGGAACACGAUCAUGGGCCCUCUCCAGUACACGGUCCAGGUGAACCACAACAACAUGCUCGUGGCCUCACGGAAAUAUCUUCAAAAGUGGAUUUCCUAUAUGUCAGAUGGUGGAAGCAUUUGUGAAUAUCUGCACAAAGAUUUGUACACAAUCAAAGGGAACGCCCACGGGACACCGUGCAUGUUUCCCUUCCAGUAUAACCGAGAGUGGCACCAUGAAUGCACCCGGGAAGGGCGGGAAGACAACCUCCUAUGGUGUGCCACGACCAGCCGAUAUGAACGAGAUGAAAAGUGGGGAUUUUGCCCAGAUCCCACGUCCACAGAGGUGGGUUGUGAUGCUGUCUGGGAGAAGGAUCUCAAUUCACACAUUUGCUACCAAUUCAACCUGCUUUCCUCCCUUUCCUGGAGUGAGGCACAUUCUUCAUGCCAGAUGCAAGGAGGAGCUUUACUAAGUAUUGCAGAUGAGAAUGAAGAAAAUUUCAUAAAGAAGCACUUGGGCAGCGAAGCAGUGGAAGUAUGGAUAGGUCUAAAUCAGCUGGAUGAAAACGCUGGCUGGCAGUGGUCUGAUAGAACACCGCUCAACUAUCUGAACUGGAACCCAGAAAUAAAUUUUGAUCCAUUUGUUGAAUAUCACUGUGGAACAUUUAAUUCAUUUAUGCCAAAUGCCUGGAGGAGUCAGGAUUGUGAAUCCACCCUGCCUUACAUAUGUAAAAAAUAUCUAAACCACACUGGUCAAGAAGUGAUUGAAAAAGGUGCUUGGAAAUAUUAUGCUACGCAUUGUGAGCCUGGCUGGACUCCCCACAGUCGUAACUGCUAUAGACUUCAUAAAGAAAAAAAGACCUGGAAGGAAGCUUUGCAUUCUUGCCAGUCUGAUAACAGCACAUUGAUAAACAUUGCGUCGUUAGCAGAUGUGGAGUUUUUUGUAACCCUCGUUGGAGAUGAAAAUGCAUCAGAAACAUGGAUUGGUUUGAGCAGCAAUAAAAUUCCAGUUUCCUUUGAAUGGUCUAAUGGCUCCUCAGUCACCUUUACUAAUUGGCACACACUUGAGCCCCAAAUUUUUCCAAAUAGAAGCCAGCAAUGUGUCUCAGCAGAGCAAUCUGAGGGACACUGGAAAGUUAAAAAUUGUGAAGAAACACUUUUUUACAUUUGUAAGAAAGCAGGCCAUGUCCUUUCUGACACCGAAUCAGGCUGUGGAGAGGGAUGGGAGAGACAUGGUGGAUUCUGUUACAAAAUUGACACUGUCCUUCGAAGUUUUGACCACGCUUCCAGUGGUUAUUACUGUCCUCCUGCACUUGUAACCAUUACAAACAGGUUUGAACAGGCUUUUAUUACCAGUUUGAUCAGUAGUGUGGUAAAAACGAAGGACAGUUAUUUUUGGAUAGCUCUUCAAGAUCAAAAUGAUACAGGAGAAUACACUUGGAAGACAGCAGGGGGGCAGAAGUCUGAGCCGGUGCAGUACACACACUGGAAUGCACAUCAGCCUCGCUAUAGUGGUGGCUGUGUUGUCAUGCGAGGAAGGAGUCCACCUGGUCCCUGGGAAGUGAAGGACUGCAAACGCUUUAAGGCAAUGUCCCUGUGUAAGCAACCAGUGGGAAAACAGGAGAAAACAGAGCAGGAAGAGAGAUGGCCUUUUCACCCCUGCUACUUGGACUGGGAAUCAGAGCCUGGUUUGGCCAGCUGCUUCAAGGUAUUUCAUAGUGAAAAAGUCCUGGUGAAAAGAACAUGGAGAGAAGCAGAAGCAUUUUGUGAAGAAUUUGGAGCUCACCUUGCAAGCUUUGCCCAUAUUGAGGAAGAGAGUUUUGUGAAUGAGCUUUUACAUUCAAAGUUCAAUAGGACAGAAGAAAGGCAGUUCUGGAUUGGAUUUAAUAAAAGAAACCCACUGAAUGCUGGCUCUUGGGAGUGGUCUGAUGGGACUCCUGUUGUCUCUUCAUUUUUAGACAAUACUUAUUUUGGAGAAGAUGCAAGAAAUUGUGCUGUUUAUAAGGCAAAUAAAACAUUGCUGCCCUUGCACUGCAGUUCCAAACGUGAAUGGAUAUGCAAAAUUCCAAGAGAUGUGAGACCCAAGAUUCCACCCUGGUACCAGUACGAUGCACCCUGGCUCUUUUAUCAGGAUGCAGAGUAUCUUUUUCAUACCUAUGCUGCAGAAUGGCCCUCCUUUGAGUUUGUCUGUGCCUGGCUGCGUGGUGAUCUUCUCACAAUUCGUUCUGCACAUGAGCAAGAAUUUAUCCACAGCAAAAUAAGAGCGCUAUCAAAGUAUGGUGUAAAUUGGUGGAUUGGACUUCGAGAAGAAAGAGCCAAUGAUGAAUUUCGCUGGAGAGAUGGAGCGCCAGUAAUAUACCAGAACUGGGACAAAGAAAGAGAAGGAUCUAUGAAUAAUCAGAGCCAGAGAUGUGGCUUCAUUUCAUCCAUAACAGGACUCUGGGCUAGUGAAGAGUGUUCUGUUUCUAUGCCUAGCAUCUGUAAACGAAAGAAGGUUUGGGUCAUAGAGAAAGAGAAAGAUACCCCAAAACAACAUGGAACAUGUCCCAGAGGAUGGCUAUAUUUUAACUAUAAGUGCCUUUUGGUGAAAAUCCCCAAAGACCCAAGUGAUUGGAAGAACUGGACGUCUGCUCAAGACUUCUGUGUUGAAGAAGGAGGGACACUAGUCACCAUUGAAAAUGAGGUGGAGCAAGCUUUCAUUACUAUGAAUCUUUUUGGCCAGACCACUAAUGUGUGGAUAGGGUUACAAAAUGAUAAUUAUGAAAAAUGGGUAAAUGGAAAGCCUGUGGCAUACUCUAACUGGUCUCCAUUUGAUGUAAUAAAUAUUCCAAGUCAUAACACCACUGAAGUUCAAAAACAUAUUCCUGUCUGUGCCUUGCUAUCAAGUAAUCCCAAUUUUCAUUUCACUGGAAAAUGGUAUUUUGAAGACUGUGGAAAAGAAGGUCAUGGGUUUGUUUGUGAAAAAAUGCAGGAUACCUCUGGACACAGUAUAAAUACAUCUGAUAUGUAUCCAGUCCCCAAUACCUUGGAAUAUGGGAACAGAACUUACAAAAUAAUUAAUGCAAAUAUGACUUGGUAUACAGCAAUAAAAACCUGCCUAAUGCAUGGAGCAGAAUUGGCCAGCAUUACAGAUCAGUAUCACCAGUCCUUCCUCACUGUUAUCCUCAACCGGCUAGGAUAUGCCCACUGGAUUGGACUAUUCACUGCAGAUAAUGGUCUUAAUUUUGACUGGUCAGAUGGAACCAAAUCUUCCUUCACUUUUUGGAAAGAUGAUGAGUCAUCUGUUUUGGGUGACUGUGUUUUUGCUGACACCAGUGGGCGCUGGAGUAGCACAGCCUGCGAGUCAUUUCUUCAAGGAGCAAUUUGUCGUGUACCUACUGAAACAAAACCAUUCGGACGCCCAGAGUUGUGCUCAGAAACAUCUAUUCCCUGGAUAAAAUUCAAAAGUAAUUGCUACAGUUUUUCUACAGUCCUAGACAGUAUGAGUUUUGAGGCUGCUCAUGAAUUUUGCAAAAAGGAAGGAUCUAAUCUUUUAACAAUCAAGGAUGAGGAUGAAAAUUCAUUUCUCCUAGAAGAGCUUUCUGCUUUUGGUUCUUCUGUCCAGAUGGUUUGGUUGAAUGCUCAUUUUGAUGGUGACAAUGAAACCAUAAAGUGGUUUGAUGGAACUCCCACAGACCAGUCAAAUUGGGGCAUUCGGAAGCCAGAGAUGGAUCAUGUCAAACCCCAUCUGUGUAUUGCCCUGAGGAUCCCUGAAGGAGUAUGGCAGUUAUCCCCUUGUCAAGAAAAAAAAGGAUUUAUAUGCAAAAUGGAAGCAGAUAUUCGCGCAGUAAGGGAGCACUCAGGAAAAGGACCAAGUCACAGUAUUGUACCUCUUGCAGUAACACUGACACUACUAGUAAUUCUGGCACUUUCCACACUUUCCUUCUGCGUAUACAAGCACAACAGAGGUAUCUUCAGGAGACUUGCACACUUUGGGAAUCCUUACUACCCUACAACCAACUUCAGUACAGUACAUUUGGAAGAAAAUAUUCUCAUUUGUGAUCUUGAGAAGAAUGAGCAAUAACAGUGAAUUCAGAGAAUGCCACAGCCCUAACAAUAAGUAAAGACUUAAGAGGAGUCUCCCCUGCAUUUUCCUUUACAGGCCAGAUGCCACUAUAAUGUGAAUUGUGUCACUAUUUUAAUUAUUCUUGAACUGAUUACUGGUUUUGAACUGUAACCAAAUCAGAUGGGUGUUGAUUUAUUCAUUUCCCCCAAACUGUGAUCUAUUCUUAAAAUGGGGAAAUUAUACAAUGGUUACCAGUCAGAAAACAAGAACUAUUAAAAGUAACUCCCUAUUGAAGACUUUCAAACGAAUGUGAAUAAUAGGUUUUGUAUUAAUAUGCUUCUACUGAAAUUUUAAAAGAAUUUUCAAACUAAUCUGAUAUCUAUUCAGACAUUUACUCACACUCAUUCUAUUAAAAAAGAGAGGAAGCCAAACAAAUUUUAAGACUCUAUGCUUGUACACAAGACGAAAAGUUAAAGGCUUCUGAGAGGUUUCUUGUUUGUUUUCUAAUUCAAUCAUUUUAACAUCAGGGUUUAGAAACAUCAACAUCAGUUGAUUUCUAAGCUUAAAACUCACACAUUCUGGGCUCUAAACUAAUAUUUAGGAUGAUAUUUGUUUUUAUUAGUUCUGACUUCUCAAACUAAAGAAGAAAAAUUACCUGUCUUUAAAUAGGAAAGAUCUUGGUUACAGCACACUUGCAUAAGCAACUACAUAAGAUGGCCUAAAACCUUCAAUUACUAAAUGAUGACUAUGUUUCAUAUUUUAAAAUAUAGAUAAGCUUAAAGGAAUUUAUUGAAGUUUUACUAUUGUUAAAACUUGUGGCCUUUAUUAAAACUAAAGGUAUAAUGUAAUAUGUAACUCUCCUAACAACUAAAAGUAUAAAAUAUAAUUUAAAUCUAAAGGGGAAAUAAAUGAAGAUAUGAAUUACAGUACCAUUAGACCCACACUAGAAGAUAUAUUGAGAAGUACUGAAUAAAUGACUGUCCAGUUAUAAUCUAGAUACUUUUGCUGUAUAAACGAGUUAAUGUGGGGUAUUCUGUUUAGUAAACUAUGGUUCUUUUUUUUUUCAUAAACCACAUUGCUAGUUUUAUUAGAAGAUUUAAGCUAAGAACACCCCUUCUGUUUCUAAGAGCCUACCCACAUCCACAUUCGUCCACUACCAUGUCUUCAUAAUGUCGUAAAAUGACAUUGUCGUCAUUGUCCUGA
This is a messenger RNA of Ailuropoda melanoleuca (giant panda), 5900 nucleotides long. RefSeq names its product phospholipase A2 receptor 1 (gene PLA2R1). Bases 321 to 4715 code for a protein of 1464 amino acids. Lineage: Eukaryota; Metazoa; Chordata; Mammalia; Carnivora; Ursidae. The record is from RefSeq and is a predicted model, not a curated record. The transcript is spliced from 30 exons.